UGAGGCAGCUUCUGUCCCUUAUGUGUCUUUGUGGGGAACAGAACAGUCUUCCCAGAGCAUCACAGGAGACAAAACAGAUCUCUGGGGAGGAAACAUCAGCCGCAGACCUCAAUGCAUACCUGACCUCAACUUCAGUGGAUGCCAAGAUAGGCACAAGGACAGGAGACGCACACCCUCUGAAGCUGGAGUAAAACAUCCAAGAAGUGGACCUUAACAGACGGACAAGCCAAGAGGUCACUUUUGAGUUCAAAAUCUACAUAAUCGUCAGAUCAAAAUCAACGACGCUGGACUGGAUCGCUAAGAAAAAGGUGGAGUCUUAAUUUGAGCUUUAAGUUUCUCUGCAGAAAAGUUUUGUUAAAAAGAUCAAAAGAAUCAUAUGAGAUGCAUACAAACUUGGGAAAAGAAGGAAAGAAGAUAAUUUAGCCAAGUAUUUUUUUUUUCUAUCCAUCUUCAGAGCACUUUUCCAAAUAUUCACUUGAGGUAGGAAAUUGAGAUACUCUUUCAAGAAUAUCUUAAAUGGUCCCGACAGUGCUCCUAAUUCACCAGCCAGGCGUUUAUCUUAUUUCUCCAGCUCCUUCUGAGGGAGCAUUAAAGACUCCAUUGAUAGUGCUCUAGGGGAGCGGGUAAUAUUUCUUAUAUGAAGUCUUGAAACUUUAUAGCUGUUGACUGAAGAGAGAGAAAUGUGCAACAUUUGAGAUAAUGGUGCCGAGCUGUUUCCAAGUGUGUCUGGACUAACACCGCAACAGCACUGAGGAUAGUAGCUAUGUUCACAGGGUGUGGAGUGGUCACUGGCCAAAACCAGUACCUGACCAGAGACGCAGUCAGGCCCCACCCAGGACUCGAGGUGAACACACCGAUUCAAAUGGAGAACGUAGUAGCCCCGGGGACCUGCGCUAUCUACCAGGGUCACACUUACAGCAAUGCUAUGCAGCCAGCAGUGGUCGAUGUCCCCGAUCCUCUGAAGCCAGCACCACUAGCAGUACCUCCCCCAGCACUAAAACUAGGGCAGGACGGGUUCAAGAAAGUCUGCCGAACUGAGGAGGACAGUCCCUGCCCCUUUCCAGGAUUGGCCUCUGGGGUGCUGGAGAUGCGCGUGAAGGAAGGAAGUAAGAUCCGCAACUUAAUGGGAUUUGCCAUGGCACGUAUGCAAGGAGAGAAAUGUGAAAGUGGGAGAGAUGUGAGCGGAGGUGGACUGAGGCAGGUGGUCUUCAGUGGGUCGGGUCGUGCAGUCACAAAGACUAUCACCUGUGCUGAGAUCAUGAAACGAAAAGUGGGCUCGCUGCACCAGCUGACCAAACUCCGGUACAAGGUAGUCAAAGAGGUGUGGGAAAGUACUGAAGGGAGCUCAUCUGAGAUGACAGUGCACAGGACCGUGCCCUCCAUCAGCAUCCUUCUUUCCAAAGACCCCCUGGAUCCACAGGAACCAGGCUAUCAACCUCCAGAGACUCUUAGUGCUUUGUGGGAGGAGAAAGAGGGUGUCGAAUCUGCUUCACAGACAGCAUGCAAGAGACCUCUAGGACCUUCACCGUACAGCAGUUUCACUCACUGUAAGAGAGUGUGUUUGGGGGAGGGAGUCUCUGUGCUCCCUCCUCACUGACUGGCUGAGCUGGUGUCAAACAGAGGAGAGGAUUGAAUCAGAGUUCAUUUGGAGCUGCCCUCCACUCAAGCACAAUGCUGAGACAAUCAGAACACUCACUGAGACAGAACAGUGCUUUUUCAAAAGAACUGAGCACCAAUUCCAGCCUCCAGAGGUCAGUUUGACUGGGCCCUAAAAGCUUGCCUCUGUUCAUUGAGCAUUUAAGGGAUGUUUUUCCUAGGCACGUUCAAAACAUUCUCUCGCACCAACAAAGAGUGAUGAUGAGUGCUAUUCUGCUGUAAAAUCUAAAACAGAUUUACAUCCCAUUUCACACCCACAAAAGAAAGAGCCAACAAUUGCACAGGUUCCAGAUUGCAGGUGGCAGUAAACUAAACUAAUCUACAGCCUGUGGACAAAAUCAUUUAUUAGCAUCAUGUUACAAUCACCUAUUCUUCUCUUAGUUGUAAUCUAAAAAAUAAAAAAGGUAGACCCAUGAAUAUCAAAUUAAAAACAAAAA
Molecule: messenger RNA, 2093 nt
Organism: Solea senegalensis (Senegalese sole)
Lineage: Eukaryota; Metazoa; Chordata; Actinopteri; Pleuronectiformes; Soleidae
Exons: 1
Coding region: 764-1597 (277 amino acids)
Biological process (GO): tRNA 5'-leader removal
Cellular component (GO): ribonuclease MRP complex
Molecular function (GO): RNA binding
Source: RefSeq, a predicted model, not a curated record